GCCGCCCUACUGGGCUUUCGGUCGGUGAGGCGCGCUUACCGCCGCGGGUCACCACUGCGCCCGCGCUCGCGCCGGGAUCGCCCUGAGAGGCUCCGAGAUUCGUCCCAAGUCGGGCUGCGGUCCUCUGGACCCUGCGCUGUCAGAGCGGCGAUGGAGGGCGCCCGGGAGAAACCCCCGGAGCCUAGCUCCCCUGCCCUCGGGUCCCGAGAGCCUGCCGGCUUGGCCGGGGGCCCCGAGGUGCUGCCUCCCGAGGAGUCGGAGGGCUGCGCCCGGCCCCCGGAGACGGCCCCCAAGAAACUCUGUGGAUACUUAAGCAAGUUUGGCGGCAAGGGGCCCAUCCGGGGCUGGAAGUCCCGCUGGUUCUUCUACGACGAGAGGAAAUGUCACCUGUAUUACUCGCGGACCGCGCAGGAUGCCAACCCCCUGGACAGCAUCGACCUCGCCAGUGCGGUCUUCGACUGCAAGGCGGACGCCGAGGAGGGAACUUUCGAAAUCAAGACUCCCGGCCGGAUUAUUACCCUGAAGGCCGCCAACAAGCAAGUGAUGCUGUACUGGCUGCAGCAGCUGCAGAUGAAGCGCUGGGAGUUCCACAACAGCCUGCCUGCACCUCCUGUCGUCCCUGACGCUGCCCUGGCUGGGAAUGAGCCUGCCCUGCGCCUUGAGCUAGAGCAAGAGGAGGCGGAGCUGGAGGAGUUCCUGCACCCCGUGAAAACGCCCCCUGGACUUGUGGGUAUGGCAGCCGCCUUGCAGCCAGCCCCAGCCAUGCCCUUGGCCCUUCAGAAUAUUUCCCUCAAGCACCUGGGAACCGAAAUACAAAACACGAUGUACAACAUCCGAGGCAACAGGCAAGCCCAAGGAACAGGCCAUGGACCUCCAGGGGAAGAUCCUCUACCGAGCAGCGAGCCUCAGAGGGCGGAGCGGCCCUCAUCCCCUGACCCCAGUGCCCCAGGGAAAGAUCCAGGGGAGACUCUGAAGCCUGCACCCAAAUCCUCUCUGACUGCCAAUCUCAUUCAGAAAGCCAAGCGCCAGAACAACACCUUCCCACUCUUUGCUGAGGGACUCACACGGAACCGAACUGCCCAGGAGAGAGCCUUGGCCUUGGAGCAACAGGUUCUGAUGCUUACCAAGGAGUUAAAGUCUCAGAAGGAGCUGGUGAGGAUCCUGCACAAAGCUCUGGAGGCCGCACAGCAGGAGAAGAGGGCAACCUGCGCGUACCUGGCAGCGGCGGAGGACAAGGACCGGCUGGAGCUGGUGCGGCACAAAGUGCGGCAGAUCGCGGAGCUGGGCAGGCGGGUGGAGGCCCUGGAACAGGAGCGGGAGAGCCUGGCACAGACGGCGAGCCUGCACGAGCAGCAGGUGCAGGAGCUGCAGCAGCACGUGCAGCUGCUCAUGGACAAGAACCAGGCCAAACAGCAGGUCAUCUGCAAGCUGUCUGAGAAGGUCACCCAGGACUUCAUACAUCCCCCUAACCCACUCCUUGUGCCUCCAGACGCUGCCAACAGGGACUUCCUGAGCCAACAGGAAAAGAUGGAGCAUCUGAAGGAUGACAUGGAAGCGUACCAGACCCAGAACCGCUUCCUCAAUUCCGAGAUCCACCAGGUGACAAAGAUCUGGAGAAAGGUGGCUGAGAAGGAGAGGACCCUCCUGAUGAAGUGUGCCUACCUCCAAGCCAAGAACUGCCAGGUGGAGAGCAAGUACCUGGCAGGGCUGCGGAGGCUGCAGGAGGCCAUGGGGAACCAGGGCAGCGAGUGCGCAGAGCUGCUCAGGCAACUCAUCCAGGAGGCGCUGCAGUGGGAAGCCAGCGAGGCCUCUGCUGACAGUGUUGAGCUGAGCCCCAUCAGCGAGUAUGAUGAGUAUGGCUUCCAGACGGUGCCCAACUACGAGGUGGAAGACCUGAAGCUGCUGGCCAAGAUCCAGGCACUGGAGGUGCGCUCCCACCACCUGCUGGCCCACGAGGCUAUGGAGCGACCCCUGCGAGAGCGCUGGGCUGCCCUGGGUGAGCUCGCACCCUCCGUGGAGCUCAAGCAGCUGCUGCGGAUGGGCGUGUCCCGGGAGCACCGGCCUCGAGUCUGGAGGUGGCUGGUCCACCGCCGCGUGCAGCACCUGCAGGCCCCUGGCCGCUACCAGGAGCUGCUGAGCCGGAGCCAGACCUGCAAGCACCCUGCUGCCCGCCAGAUCGAGCUGGACCUGAACCGUACCUUCACCAACAACAAGCACUUCACCUGUCCCACCUCCAGCUUCCCCGACAAGCUCCGCCGGGUGCUGUUGGCCUUCUCCUGGCAGAACCCCUCCAUCGGCUACUGCCAGGGCCUGAACAGGCUGGCAGCCAUCGCUCUGCUGGUCCUGGGUGAAGAGGAGAGUGCCUUCUGGUGCCUGGUGGCCAUCGUGGAGACCAUCAUGCCAGCUGAUUACUACAGCAAGACGCUGACAGCGUCCCAGCACAGCUGCCUCCAUCAUCUCGCCUCAGCUGUCCGCUGAGCACAGGCUGGGCCUGGAGUCCAGUGAACUGAGAGCCACACUCUCCAGUGUCCAGCUGUGUGGCCUUGGCAAGUGAGAUCACCUCUCUGACCCCAGGCUUGUCCACUUUUGAAUGGGAGGAGCACUACUGCCUGGGUUUGUUGAGGGGUGUAAAUGAAGCCAUUUCAAGCCUCCCAUCUCCACUCUCCCACCUCGCCUGCUCUCCCGCCUCACCCCUUGCCCUGUUCUUGCUGCGUCAGCACCAUCUCUUUUGUGGAGAGAGGCCACCUAGAGGGAACUUUCUCACUCCCAGCCCCAAACCCGCCAAGCCAUUAUCUGCCCGUCCAUCCUGUUCUGUUUUCCUCCCAACUCCAAUUCCUCCUCUGGGACAUCCACCUGGUGCAGGACGCGCAGGAGGGAUGGGUAUUCAGGUGUGGAGUAGACAGGUCAAUCAGACGUAGGCGGUGAAUCGGGUGAGGAUGUUUGGCAGGAAAGCCCAGCUCGCAGCAGCUUACAGGGGGGAUUCUUCUCAGGUAAUGACAAAGCUGAAGGCUCCUCCUGGCCCUCUGCUCUGCCAUCCUGGCGUGGGCCUUCAUCCCCCCGCUCAUCAUGUGGUCCCAGGGUGGCCGUGGCCCAGGCUGGAGGCAACAGAGGGUGGAAGGCAGGAGCUGGCUCCCUUUCCCACAGGCCAGUGCUGUUUCACUAGACCUCCACCCACUCGUCCUUUGAUGACCUUGAAGUAAAUCUCAGACAUCAUAUCAGUUCAUCCUUCAGAAGGUUCAGUGGCAUCUUAGAUUGAGCGAAUUACCCUAGGUUUUGAGCUGGACUCUAGGCCUUCACAGUGGAUGGACCUGGGAUCCUGGGAGAGGAUGGAAGGAAGGGGGGGGAUGGGGGCGCGUGUAGCCAUGGCCAACAGCUAACACCUGGAAGAGGACUUACGUGGAGGAGAGGGCUGAGAAACAGGGUUACAGGAAAACAAGAGCCGCAGGAGGCUUAAUGGGCCUGUCUUGGAGGUGGAAGGUCAACCAGAAAAGAACCAUGUCCUAGAGCAGUAGUUCUCAACCUUGGCUGCACAUUAGAAUCACCUGGGCUCAUCUGAGGCCCAGAAAUCAGGAUUUUAAAAAGCUUCCCAGGUGAUUCUAAUGUGCAGCCAAGGUUGAGAACCACUGUCCUAGAGCCUGGGAAGAAGCCAGUGCUGGGAGUAAUCAGCAGGGUCACGUAAAACAAGGAUGGAGGCAAGACAGUGACUACUCGGAGAGGCCACUGGCAGCCAUUGAUGUCCGGGGCAGCAGGACAGUGUGACUCCCCCCAAACAUGCUCAGAGCAUCUUGUGCCUCAGGCCCAAGUGGGUAUAGAGAAGCAGCUGUGGCAUCAGCUGGUACAAGCUGAGCUGCUUGGCUUGAGGUUCAGAGGAUAAAGGGGCCAGAACUCCACUGUCCAUGAC
This is a messenger RNA of Myotis lucifugus (little brown bat), 3901 nucleotides long. RefSeq names its product TBC1 domain family member 2 (gene TBC1D2). The transcript has 11 exons. The record is from RefSeq and is a predicted model, not a curated record. NCBI's taxonomy places the organism in Eukaryota, Metazoa, Chordata, Mammalia, Chiroptera, Vespertilionidae. The coding region runs from base 151 to 2478 and encodes 775 amino acids.